AUGAGACUUUUCUUCCUUGUUCUAUCACUGGACGCAUUCAAGGUCAAUACACGAAACAACAACUUAGACCAGUGGGCCAGCACAGCCGCCAGUCAGGGCUGGGAUCCGUCGCUAAAUGGAGAUAUUUCGAGAUUAUUGUCCGAUGCUGGCAUCGCUCGUAAUUUGAAGAAGUUUACGAAUAUGAAAUUUAGUAAACGAAGUCCGAGCUUCGAGGAUGGAUAUUAUUGA
Oikopleura dioica is the source of this 228-nucleotide messenger RNA. NCBI's taxonomy places the organism in Eukaryota, Metazoa, Chordata, Appendicularia, Copelata, Oikopleuridae. The record is from the annotation of a GenBank genome assembly.